Encephalitozoon intestinalis ATCC 50506 is the source of this 2346-nucleotide messenger RNA. RefSeq lists its product as uncharacterized. The record is from RefSeq and is a predicted model, not a curated record. The coding region runs from base 1 to 2346 and encodes 781 amino acids. Lineage: Eukaryota; Fungi; Microsporidia; Unikaryonidae. The transcript has a single exon.
AUGGAGGAUUUGAAAGAAAAGAUCUUUCAAUUUGGAAUAUAUGGAGCAAAGCUGGAAAAACUGAGUAAAGACGAAGUAGAAAUCGCUAUUGGAGAACCGUGGGUGGAAAUACUAAAAGUCGAAACAAUAGAAAAUCUGAAAAGAAACUUCAUCACCGAUUGCUUGAGAACAGAAACGAAUGGAUAUAUGGUAGAUAACUUCCACUGGGACAAGCUGUAUGUAAGAAUGGGGACACUUGCCUGGAAGGAUUAUCUAACUGCUGGGACAUUUAAUUUCACAUCGAAAGAGUACUUUCUAAUAAUGAGUCUUCUUAUAGAGACCAAGAAGUAUGUGGACAAUGUGGAGCUCAGGAAGUUGCGGCUUGAUCCCAAGAAAACCCACUACUGCAUUAAAAGGCUUGUGAGAAAAGGAUUUAUAGAAUACAGAACAUCCGAAGAAACAGAGAAAAAAAACUUUAUAUACAAAAUUAAGGCAAUUCUGGAUGAAAGAGGAUUUAUAACGCGGAAAGUAGCACAACCAUUAACAGACUCGGGGCGGAUUGAUGUGGUUGGAAGAAGACGCCUGUUUGAAUACCGAAUCGAAAUUGGACUAUACGACAACGUUCGGGAAAUGAUCUUGAGCUCUGAGGGAGGAAUAAUUACAAAGGACUUAAAAGACAAGCUUGGAGUUAGCUCAAAAAUAGGAUACAAGCUUCUCAAUAAGAUCUACAACGAAGAAAAGGGGAUUUUCAAAAGGAUUGAGGAAUUCCAGGGCCGUAUUAGGAGAUACAGAUACCAUGCGGCUUGCAAAGAGCUUUCCUACCAAGUCCCUGAGGAAGCCGGAACUGUAGAAUAUAUAACCUCGGAAGAAAGAGUAAGAGCUAUCAAAAAGCUUAUGUCCAUGAGUUCUGUUCUUCAGCUUGAUAAGCAGACCUAUGAAAAACUUCAGGAGAUAACAGGAUGGAAAUACGAGUUCGACAGAAGAACCAUAAUCAGAUCGGCUAUACUUGCAGGGUUUAAGAUAUACAAGCAAAAGAAGGGAAGGGAAGGAAAGUGCAGCAGAUAUAUGAUAAUAAGAAACGAGGUCUCUGAAUCGGAUAUUGAGGCCUUGGAUGUGCCAAGCAAUGUCAUCCAAGAAGACAUGUCCGAAUUCCAAAGAAAGAUAUACAACAUCUUUGUUAAUUCACCAAAGCUUGUGGAGAUGGACAACGGAUACAUUCCUCAGAGGGAGGAAAGACUACAGCUGUUCUAUAGGUUUCUUGUGGAAUAUAUGGCCUUCCAAGGAGUAAAAUCGCUAAGAUUUGACUGGGAGGUGGUAAAAGAAAUGGAAUUUAGCCUUUUGCUAUCGAUAGUUCCCUUCGGCAGAAUUGGAUUCCGAGAGUCUCUCUGCCAAUUCAUAGACUCAGGAGAGACAGAUAGUAAUGCGUUCAGAGCAAAAGAAUGCAUUUUAUCUGGAAAGGCAGAACCUUCAAACAUCACUUCUCUUGCCGGAAAGAGGGUCUCCGAUGUUGUUGAUAUGAAGCUACCCCAGAGCAUAAGAAAGCUUAUCAGAUUAAAAAUAGGAGUAGGAAACUUUGUAUCCUUACUCAAGCAGAUGAAAGACCUCCAAGUUCUCGACAUUGAGAUAUCAAGCAAGAAGAUAAUGAUAAAAGAAAACUCCAUGGAUCUCUCUUCGGGGAUAAGGGCUUUUGAGAGGGUAAAGAGAUCCAAGAGCAGUGGAAAGUAUGUUUCCCUGGAAAAGAGGCUUGAAUUCUACAAAAAGAUACGCAAUGUCGAGGAGAAGAGAUUCUAUGACGAGGCAUACAGAACCAUCUACACGGAAUUCAAGGGCGAUGAGUUUGAGGCUAUGUUUGAUAGAUUGAAAAUGUUCGGAGAUGAAGGGAUAGAUGAUAUAAAGCAAACCUCGUUGGAAAGACUGUAUAUAGAAUUCAAGAAAAACAUAAUCGAACUAGGAUGGAUAGGAGCACUAGAUUUCAAUUCAUACUCCGUUUCGGAAGCCAAAAAAGUACUAAAAGCACUUUCUCGAGACAAGAUAAUAGCAAACUAUAAGGGCAUAAAGAAAGUGGAGUUUGUCACGCCGCACGAGAGCUUUCUCCGGGUAAUUAACAAGAAGUACGAUGUGUUCAAGUUCAAAGGAUAUAAUCAGUACAAAGGAACGGGGUACUUCUCGCAUUACUUUGAUCUAGUCUAUUACACCUUAGCAACAUCUGGAUCCUUGGAAGUUACCGAAUUAAUUUCUCGUGUCAGAUUCAUAGCUGAUUUCGAGAUGGAAAUGUUUCUUUCUGAGUAUAAAAAAGUUUUUAAGGUCUCUAAUGUCAAUAAUACCAGAAUUAUCUCUCUCGGCAUAUUCAUGGAUCCGUUUGAAUAG